AUUUUAAACAAUGUGUCACUGCAUAAUUCAUUUUUUUAUAUGAAUUUGGUUAAGAGCGAGUCUUUCAGACGAACCACGAUACUCUAAUUUGUUUUUACAAAUACCUUAUGGGCAAUUUGUGUACAUGAACUGUUGACGAUACGAUCACCAUCACACAAGACAGUUUAUAGUAUGACGUCAUUAGUUUAUGAAGCAUGGACAACACACAUUUGACAGUGUUGAUUUUGUGUGGAUGCAUUUGGAGGUUUUGGCAAAUGAGCAUCUGGCAUUAUCUAAUCUGCAACGAGUUCAACAAUCAUGAUACAUUGACAAUAUUUUUCUGUCAGUUUUGUUGAUGUCAUGAUGCAUCAUGGUGAAUUCCUACUUGGAACGGAGCAGUAAAAAAAAAAAGGAAAGUUUCUAAUAUGAUAGCCAGUAUACUGAUGAUGGAGCUUAUAAUGGAUUUGAUAGUUUUGAGAUCUAACAACAUCCUGUUGACUUAAUAUUUAUUAAUGAAUACAGUGGUUAGUGUACUAUCAACCAGUCAGUUUCCUUGUCACCAAAUUGGAAUUGGGAACAUUUAACGACAGGAUAUGAACAGUGGAAGGCAUAUUCACAGCUUUUCCUUUUGGAUGCUAUGACGAUAGGUGCUAUUAGUAUGAGUUUUAGGAGAACGAGAAGGAGCCUUAGCCUCCGUUUGCGGCGAAAUACCAAGUGCUUAAGUGAAUGCGGGCUAGAUUCAUUUGUAAAUAGUCAAGAAUGGACUUUGAGCAGAACUGUUCCAGAGUUGAAAGUGGGUGUGAUAGGGAGUACUUGCAGUGGGAAGUCAGCACUUGUCCAUCGCUACCUCACCGGCUCUUACAUGCAAGAAGAAUCACCUGAAGGUGGAAGAUUCAAAAAGGAGAUCGUCGUCGAUGGACAGAGUUACCUAUUACUAAUACGAGAUGAAGGAGGUCCUCCGGAACUACAAUUCUGUUCCUGGGUGGAUGCUGUCAUUUUGGUGUUUAGUGUCGAAGAUGAGACAAGUUUUAAUAUGCUGUAUCAUUAUUAUGCCAAAAUUGCCCAUCAUAGAAAUACUGCUGAGUUGCCUAUGAUACUUGUCGGCACACAAGAUGCCGUGAACGAAACGAGUCCAAGACUUAUUGAUGAUAAUCGUGCAAAAAAGUUAUCACACGACCUUAAGCGAUGUCCUUUUUAUGAAACAUGUGCAAUGUAUGGCCUAAAUGUAGAUAGAGUCUUUAAUGAAAUUGCUCAGAGAAUUACCGAUAAGCGAAGUUGCACGCACAUACCAACUGCAUUAACCCAUAAUAGCAACUCCGUACCUAGUACACCUCAGGCAACACGUAGCAACAACUUUGUGAUACCAGGUUCACUACACGUGCAUCAAGGUGGGCCUGGAAGCAGCUCAAGUAGCACACAGUCAAUUACGCAGCCUAGCCAGUACCCAGUGCAGCAACAGCAGCAGCCUCAACUGCCGGUAACACCGACCGGUCAUCCGCGACGGGACAUAACAAAGGAUUUCACACGAGAUCCACAGCUCCCCAGUCCAAGCAGUACACCAAAUGUUUUGAGGCGACCACGGCGGAAACAAACUAGUGGGAUUUUUACAGUAAUGCCAAAGAGUAGUAAAGGUGGAGAUGUUAAGCAUACACAGCCUGACAAGUUAGGUAGUGGCAGAGCUAUUCCAAUUAAACAGGGCUGGUUAUACAAACGGAGCAAUAAAGCCUUAAACAAAGAAUGGAAGAAAAAAUAUGUGGCUUUAAAUAGCGACGGACAAUUAACAUAUCAUUCCACAAUAAACGAUUACAUGAAUGAUUCCCAUGGGAAGGAUAUUCGACUAAUGAAGACAACAGUGAAAGUACCCGGAAGAAGGCCACAACUUGCAAGGGGAUCAACCACAAAUAAUAACAAGCUGGGGUCUGCGGCCAAUGAUGUCACCAAUGACAUGAAGCAUAUGUCCCUAGUCCACCCAAAUCACAGUGCAAUCGCAAGGGAAGGUUCUUUAUCUUCUCACAGGCCAGAUCUAACACCAAACCAAUCCAAGUCCAGCUCACUUCCUAGAGACAUGGGCUUUGAAGCUGUUAUCAUCUCCAACUCCUCCGUCACGCCAGGAAGUGGCCUGAGUAGUGCAAAGGACAAGAAGAAGCAUAAACGUAUGCGUAGUGUCGGUGGCUCUAAAAAUGCAAAUAAUGAUUACGAUGAAUCUGAAGAAUAUGAAUUCCACAUAGUUUCUCUUGUUAAUAAGCAGUGGUAUUUUGCGGCUUCAAGUUCAGAGGAGCGGGAUGAAUGGGUACAGGCAAUCGAGGCCCAGAUCAUGAUCAGUCUACAAGGCAACAUGAGUUCAAAGUGUAAAGAUCAAAUUGUGACACAGGAGAAGGCAGCAGUAAUUCAAGAAAUCAGGAAAAUACCAGGCAAUGGCUUUUGUGCUGAUUGUGAAGAUGCUAAUCCAGAUUGGGCUAGCAUCAAUUUAGGUGCCCUCAUAUGCAUUGAGUGUUCUGGUAUCCAUAGGAACUUGGGAACGCAUGUGUCAAAGGUCAGAUCCUUAGACCUCGAUGAUUGGCCGGCGGAGCUCCUUUGUGUAAUGAUGUGUAUUGGCAACACCAUGGUAAACAACAUAUGGGAAGUGUCACUGAAUAGUCGAACAAAACCAAAUUCCAAUUCCAACCGAGAAGAGAAGGAGCGUUGGAUCAGGUCCAAAUAUGAACGUAAAGAAUAUCUUGCUCCCAUACCCAACCCAGAAAAACGCAUUGGACAGCAACUUUUGGAGGCAGUCACAAUAGAAGAGAUUCGGUUAGUAAUCCUUUUGCUAGCCCAGGCAACGCCCUUGGAUGUGAACCACAGGUAUGGAGAAGGUGAUGGCCGCUCAGCUCUGCACCUCAGCUGUGCUUUGGCUAAUGUUGUCCUAACGCAGCUUCUUAUAUGGUAUAAUGCCGACGUUACUGCUGUUGAUGCUGAUGGUAGAACUGCUCUUGUGUAUGCACGAAGCGUCGGUGCAGAAGAUUGCGUCAAAGUCUUACUGAAUAAUGGCUGCCCAGACGACUACCCGAAAGCUGCUAGUAACGGAUCUCUACAUCACGGCAGUCGUUCCCCAAAUAAAAAUGUCAUUGACAAAUUGCCAGCAAGUGUCAUUUGAAAUGUGUUUCAAAUUCGAUGACAAAAUACAAUUCUAGUGUCGCUGUAGAGAAAAAAACCAUAAAUGAUGCGAAUUGUGCGAGUAUACACUAGAAAAUAAUAAGCCUAAUGUUGACUCUGACAUUGUUUAUCGAUAUAUGUCAAUGGGCCAGCUAGUAAUUGCCAUACAGUAUUUAUCAAUGUUUACCAUAGCUGAGAGUGUUAGGUAAACCAGCAAUUACGAGUCAAUGUUACGCUGCAGGUGAUGAGUACUGUAGCCAGUACUAUGUGAGGAAUGAAUUGUAUGGUGUAAAAGAACACUUGAAAGAUAUUGUGUUCUAUAAAUUCAACAUUCAGAAUCAUUCUGGGCCGUUUAGUAUCGGUUUUUACAAUAUUCCUAUGGAUGUAUUCAUUCAUCUCUAUUCCAAAUCAGUAAUCAACAAUUUAGAAAAUGACGGAUGGAUAAUUUGAGUUUGUGUCUUCAACUAAUCAGUGACGUAAGCAGCAAAUGAUGCAGACUUAUAGUUAAACACAACAACUAGAGUGCUCUGGAGGUGUGUUUGGUCUUAUACACAACUAUAAGCCAAGGAUAUAUACUCAACAAACGUCUGUUGAGUAAUAAAUUGGUUUUAAUGAAAAGAAGGACGAAGUUCGUUCUAUUUGGGUUGUAGCGGGGUACAUCAAAAAAUUGAUAUAAUUAAUAAUUAAUUACAAAUUGAUAUAUAAUAAUCAAAAUUUGUCAAUGAAAAUAAUUAAUUGAUUGAUAAUGUUAAUUACUGUGUGUGACAUCAUCAAUUGUUAAAAAUAUAUGGCUUCCCAUUGGUUGAAAUAUUAAACAUUACAGGCUGAAAUAUAUUUCAGACAAUAUU
Molecule: messenger RNA, 3959 nt
Organism: Anneissia japonica
Lineage: Eukaryota; Metazoa; Echinodermata; Crinoidea; Comatulida; Comatulidae
Product: arf-GAP with GTPase, ANK repeat and PH domain-containing protein 1-like
Exons: 17
Coding region: 617-3112 (831 amino acids)
Cellular component (GO): nucleus
Molecular function (GO): GTPase activator activity; GTPase activity; GTP binding
Source: RefSeq, a predicted model, not a curated record